Messenger RNA from Brienomyrus brachyistius, 2291 nucleotides. It is a transcript of the gene ch25hl3, whose product is annotated as cholesterol 25-hydroxylase like 3. The transcript is spliced from 2 exons. The record is from RefSeq and is a predicted model, not a curated record. Gene Ontology annotation, biological process: sterol biosynthetic process; cholesterol metabolic process. Bases 368 to 1162 code for a protein of 264 amino acids. NCBI's taxonomy places the organism in Eukaryota, Metazoa, Chordata, Actinopteri, Osteoglossiformes, Mormyridae. Gene Ontology annotation, molecular function: steroid hydroxylase activity; C-4 methylsterol oxidase activity; iron ion binding.
CCCUUCCUGGAAGUCAGGGGGGUAGAUUUGGGUAUGGACGGUACGGACAUGUCCCUACCGAUAUCUGCAUCGCCCUAGCGAGUACCAUGUGUGCUUCGGAAGGACGUUGGUUCGGGGCUGAUCUGGUCCCUAAAGAAAUCAAACUUCAGCUCUUCUGGGAAGUAUGUCUUUCUAGAAAGAGUGGGUGUAAAAGAAUCUUAAUAUUCUUGGAGAAGGACACUGACGCAACUGGGCAGUACCGUUCAAUACGAGUAAGCCACAUGACGUUUUUUUUCCUUUCGUUUAAUUUAAUUAUUUUUUUUAAAUCGGGAAAGUUCAGAAACAUCAACUCAAACAUCGAAUAUAACAUCCGCAAAUUCCCGGUGCCAUGAACAGCACUUGUGAGCUGUCCCGGGCAUCAGGACUUCUACAGCCCAUGUGGGACAGCUUCCUCCUGCAUCGCCACAUCUUGCGGUCGCCCUUCUUGCCCGCCAUCCUCGCCUUCUGCGUGCACUUGCUUUUCAGCGCACCUUUCCUACUCCUGGAUGCGCUCGCCCGCCAUGUUUCCGCCGUGCGUCGGUACAGGAUCUCAUCCAGCGGCUCCGAGUCCGUGUGCCUCCGUCGCUGGCUGGACUGCUUCGGUCGAAUUCUGCUGAGAUAUAUCGGCAUCGUCCUACCAGCGAGCGCGGUUCUGCAGCGCCUGCGGACCCCUUGCCUUCCGCCAGACGCCCCAUCCUGCGCUCAGAUGCUGCUAGAGGUCGGGUUGUGUCUGCUCAUCUUUGACACGCUUUUCUUCAUUUGGCACGUCUUAAUGCACCGCGUCCCCUGGCUGUACGUGUGGGUGCAUCGGGACCAUCACCAGAACAGGGACACCUUCGCUCUUUCGGCGCAGGAUGCCAGCAUACCGGAGCUGCUGUCGCUCAAAGCCCUGGCAGUCGUCACUGCCGCCGCAGUCGGCUGCCAUCCUCUGAGCGAGAUCGUCUUCUACCUUCUCAACAUCUGGCUGGCUGUGGAGGACCACUGCGGAUAUGACCUACCCUGGUCCCUUCACAGACUCCUGCCUGGCUUUGGGGGGGCACCUUUCCAUUUGGCACACCACCAGAAGAAAAGAGGGAACUAUGCCCCUUAUUUCAAACAUUGGGAUAAAUUGUGUGGAACAUUCCUGACGGAGGAGGCGGAGUAGAUGCCUUCAGCCCUAGUGAUGUUUAACUUCAUGGCUGUGCAUCUCAAUGUGAGCUGUGCUGUACAUGCAAGUCGAUUAAUCACUGGAAUUUCUCUGAAUCACUUACCGUAAUAACUCCAGAGAGUGGGAAGUGCUACAAAUGAACAGAUGCAGGUAGAAUGUGAUUGUUAUCCAGAAGCGGACUUUAAACGGCUCAUCUCUCCACAACAUGUCACUGCCUAACAAUCUUUGCGAUCAUGAUUAAUAUAGUGGAGACUAAAAGUAUAUCAAAUAUCAGUCUUCAACAGCUAUUUCCAUUAAGCUUUUUUUCAGCUCUUAUAUUUCAUUAAGAUAACCUGAGUGAAGCAACCACAUAAAACACAUUUACAUUUCUAUUUAAUAGAUUUAUUUAUAUAUCUAUAUUUUUAUCAUUUAAUUAAAAUAUAUAGGUAGCAAAGACUGAACCUUGUCAGAGAUAUGGUGCAAUUUUUUUUUUGUAUCCAUAUGGUUUAGUUAAAUCUAAAAGCAUUAAAAUUUGAAAAUUAACUUAUAAAUUACUUGCAAAUGUAGGGCCGCAUGGUGGUGCAGUGGUUAGCACUGUUGCCUCACACCUCUGGGACCCCGGUUCGAGUCUCUGCCUGGGUCACAUGUGUGUGGAGUUUGCAUGUUCUCCCCAUGUCGUCGUGGGGUUUCCUCCCGGUACUCCAGUUUCCCCCCACAAUCCAAAAACAUGCUGGCUAAUUGGAGUUACUAAAUUGCCUGUGUGAGUGAAUGGUGUGUGAAUGUGCCCUGCGAUGGGCUGGCCCCCCAUCCUGGGUUGUUCCCUGCCUCGUGCCCAUUGCUUCCGGGAUAGGCUCCGGACCCCCCACGACCCAGUAGGAUAAGCGGUUUGGAAGAUGGAUGGAUGGAUGUAACAGACUAGACCAGGGGUCACCAACAUGGUACCACAUGAGUCACCUGCGGAACUGUUCUGAAAAUAGCACAACUCACCAGUGAGCAGCGUCUAAAAUUUAAUUUUUUCCUGUUGCUUGUAUUUAUAUAGAUUAUAAUAUUACUAUAUUAUUUAUAUACAAUAUCUAAAAAAAAAUUAAAAAAAGAAUUUAAAACAUGUUUAUUAUACAUGAAGUUUAGGAGGGUGUUUCAAACUGGU